Messenger RNA from Schistocerca gregaria, 11682 nucleotides. RefSeq names its product alpha/beta hydrolase domain-containing protein 17B. The coding region runs from base 174 to 1037 and encodes 287 amino acids. Gene Ontology annotation, biological process: protein depalmitoylation. NCBI's taxonomy places the organism in Eukaryota, Metazoa, Arthropoda, Insecta, Orthoptera, Acrididae. The transcript is spliced from 3 exons. Gene Ontology annotation, cellular component: plasma membrane; endosome membrane. The record is from RefSeq and is a predicted model, not a curated record. Gene Ontology annotation, molecular function: palmitoyl-(protein) hydrolase activity.
GCAAUGGCGAAUCCAUCACAAAGAAGGCUGUGUGUAGUCUGAAAAUCUGGUAUGGCUGUCUAAAACGGAAGAUGAGUCAAUACGAAGUGAAGUGCAUUGAAAAUUGAAUUGGAGAUAUCUCCGAACUGUGUCUAAUUUACGAAGUUUUUAUCACCAGUGCUGCCUGCAAGAAAAUGAACGGCUUAAGUCUCAGUGAGCUGUGUUGUUUGUUUUGUUGUCCUCCUUGCCCAACGAGGAUUGCUGCCAAACUGGCAUUCUUGCCACCAGAACCUACCUACAACUUUCAAGCGGAUGAAACGGGUUCGAAAUUUAGUUUGAAUUUGACAGAAAGAGCCGAGUGGCAAUACUCCGAGAGAGAAAAGGAAAAUAUUGAAGGUUUUUUCACAAGAACUUCCCGAGGAAAUCGAAUAGCCUGUUUGUUUGUGAGGUGUAGUACAACAGCUCGGUUUACAAUAUUGUUUUCACACGGUAAUGCCGUAGACUUAGGACAAAUGAGCAGUUUCUAUCUAGGGUUAGGUUCACGGAUAAACUGUAAUAUAUUUAGUUACGAUUACUCAGGCUACGGGGUCAGUACUGGAAAGCCAUCGGAAAAGAAUCUGUAUGCAGAUAUAGAUGCAGCAUGGCACGCUUUACGAACUAGGUAUGGUAUAUCACCCGAAAAUAUUAUAUUAUAUGGCCAGAGUAUUGGGACUGUGCCAACAGUGGACCUGGCAUCGCGUUAUGAAGUGGGAGCUGUCAUUCUCCAUUCGCCGCUUAUGUCUGGAAUGAGAGUCGCAUUCCCCAAUACCAAGAGGACGUGGUUUUUUGACGCCUUUCCUAGCAUUGACAAGGUUCCAAAAGUCACAUCCCCAGUACUAGUGAUACACGGUACAGAAGACGAAGUCAUAGACUUUUCACAUGGCCUUGCUAUUUACGAAAGAUGUCCGCGAGCAGUUGAACCUUUAUGGGUUGAUGGUGCUGGCCACAAUGAUGUUGAACUGUACUCUCAGUACUUGGAACGCCUGAAGCAGUUUGUCUCUGUAGAACUGCUCAACUGACAACUACUGCCACCUGGUGAGGAAUCAGAACAUAAUGCAACGUCAACUGUCAGCUCUGCAACCACUAGUUCAGUGACUGAAAAGCUUCUCUAGCUAACCGACACACUGACAAAUCAGACAGUUGGCGAACUAACUAAUAGUCCCACCAGUCCUCAAGACGAAAAAUCUGAGAGUGAGCCUUCAACCAGUAAACCAGCUGGUCAGCCAGAGAAAUCUUCUUGUAAGUCAUCAGCAUCAACUGCAAAGGCAACCACAGCAGAAACAGUUAGUACAACAGCAGUCAUAAAUGCUCCUUAUGAACUGCCCAGAGAGACUACUUGCUAAAAGUUGGUAUUAUUUUGUGUGUGUCUGAUGAACUGUACAUGUUCAGCCUUGGGCAGUUGUGAUGAUAAUGAAGAAUAAAUUGCCUAUCACAUAUUGAUUGCCUGAUAACAUUACAUAAGAAGUGAAUCCUAGUGCUUAAUAAAAAUAUGGGUUAAGAAGAAGUUAAUAGUUUCCAAAAAUUCCCCAGUGAUGUAUCAUUAUGGCAGGGAAAAUGUUAUUGUUUUACCAAUAUUGCAAUAUUACAGAAUAUAUAUGUAUAUAAAAAGAUAUAUAUAUAUAUAUAUUCAUUUUUGUGUACAAACAUUUGUUACAUCUUUUGUAUUGGUAAAAAAAUUGCGCGUUUAAUUAAACAGUGUAUUGUGUACACGGACAUAAUCCAGGCAAGAAAUGACAUAAGUUAUCAAAGUGUGAUACAAGAAAAUAAUAGUGAAAUCAUUCUCAGAAUUUGCUAUAUUUUAGAGCUGUACUUGUUUAUACUGAUGAUAUGCUCAUGUGCAAUUUUUGUUACUGUAAGGAUGACAAAAUACCAAGUGUGUGAAUGAGUGAUGUAGUCACUUCAUAGAGUAUAACUAAAGAAGAAGAAAAAUCACUCGAUGAAUUUACUUUUGAAUAUUCGUAUCGUGAGAAGUUCUCCAUAAUUUUAUAUAUAUUUGUGUGUGUGUGUGUGUGUGUGUGUGUGUGUGUGUGUGUGUGUGUCAUAUAGUGUGGUGCUCAGUUUUUAUGAGGAAAUAUUCAUAUUAUAAUUUAUUGUCUUGUGUGAGUUCACCAAGGAGAUUUCACACUCAAGAUGUUUAUUAUAUUAAAUUAAAACAGUAAACACCUUCCAAUAAAAUAUUUGUAUCUGUUAUUAAUAACUAUUCCUUCUGAUUUAUCAUGACAAUAGUUAGACCUGAACUAAAGAUACAGAAGACAGCUUUGUUCUCUUUUCUUAAGACCCAAGUAAACUGAGUCUAUUUAGUUGUAGUUUACAAGUUGUUUUUUGCCCAGCGUGUUCUAUUCUUCAUAUUUUGGUUUGUGAGAUUUGUUAUGUUGGCUUAAAUAAUGCAUGGAUUUUAAAUGUAAAUCACAGAUAAUGUUGUUGUUCUAAUUCUUUAAGAAUGUUAUCUUUUGGAAAUUUUUGAGCAUUAUUGCUAGCAAGACCAUAACUGUAUUUCCUCAGAAGCCUGACAAGAAGUGGGAUAAAUGAAGUUGAUUUGAUUUGUGCUCAUUUCUAUUGGAUGUUGUGCAAAAUUAAUUGUUCUUCCAGUUGCAGAUUUGUGCCUGUGUAAUAAACACACUUUUUGAGGGUUGAUAUUGACAUAUGUAUUCCAGCCCUAACUGCCAAAACAUUCAGAAUUGAAAUGUGAAACCAGAUUCCCCAGUGUGUCUUUUUGUAAAUCAUUUGUGAUAAUUUGUUUAAUUUAUAUAUUAUUGUAAGUUCAUGUAAAGAACUGGAUACAAAAUUUAUUAGACUCUCUUUUUAAAAAAAAGAUAUUCUUGUGUUUAUUGGUCAUAUGAAAGGUAAUCUGUCAUACACAGACAUUUCAUUUUAUGUUGCCAUACCACUAAAGGAACUACAUUGUGUUACACUACCUUUCAUGUAAUGAAGUGUUUCAGAAGAAGUUGGUCUCUCUGGUUGUACAUCUUGUUGUCACAUGUAUAUGCAAAAUGUUUUAUUUCUUUUUUUAAAAAAAACCUGUUGUCAUUUGUGGUUUCAUUGAUUUCUUCUUCUGGUUGUGUGUGGUUUUUCUGCUAUGAUACAAAACUUAUCUUAAAAUAUCACUUUACAGUCAUGUUAUCAAAUUGGUUUUAAUUAGCACGAAAAAUUGAGAACAUUCAGCAGCUGAAGUGUUCAUCUUCUAACAUAGUUUUCUGUCAGAUUUUGUUUUAUUUUUAAACACUGUGCUAGUUGUGGAAUAGUAAUGCUGGGAAUUUAUAUUUACAGUUAAUGCAAGGAAAGUCACCUCUCACUGCAUUUGCAGUUCUAAAAACAGAUAGUUACUGUGAGGAGGUAAAUUUCUCCAUUUUUCUGCAAAACCUUUUAUUUUAUUCGGUUGAAACUUUGUGAUGACAAUGUAAUACUCAGUUUAAAGAACCUUUGUUGCAUGAACAGUCCCAUUUAAAUAUUGUUACUCUUCAAAAAGAAAAAAGAAGUGUUAGAAUGUUUUGCAGAUAUGAACCAGUUAUGUCAAAUGUCCUCCAGCUUACAUUGCCUUUGUUAAACAUGAAACUUCAUCUUCGAAAACAAAAUAAUAAUACACCAAUAAAAUAAUAAAUAUGUUCUGUAGUUGCAGAAAUGCUGUAUGAACCAAUUAGGCCAAAAAAACUGUGAAGUUAUUUGGUGGAAUUUUGCAAAAUAUGGUAAUUGUUUUACAGAGUUUCCUUGUUCUUAGUAAACUGAGUCAUUGUCAUUUAGCACAAUCAGUAAUGUGGAUAUAUUGACAGAACAAAAUGUGAUGUAUAGUUUCCUUUGGAAUAUAUUCAUAAAAGGAAGGUCAGCAAGUGGUUCAGGUGUAAGCAGUGAGAGGGAUGAAUGAUGUAAAUGAGAUGCUUAGUGUAUAUACUUUAUCGAAUGCAACUAUUUCUUUGAGGCCUCAUAAGUGGACCAGCAUUUGUGUAUUACAACCAGUAUUAUGUAUAUUUAAUACACUAUAUUCUGAAAAAUUCUUUAUCUUUUAACAACCAAAAUAAAAGGAACACAUUAUUUCAGUGAAUUUUGUUAUAUUUACCCAAGUAAGUGCCUCACUUUGCAGUGUAUUUUGUGCAAAAUCUGACAAUCAAAUCAAUCAUUUAAGUUUCGUUAUUUCACUACCACAUUCUAGCAACUAUCAAAGUUCAUAUGUGGGUUCUCGUCGUGUGAAUUCAUGUGUUAAAUGCAGUUGCUUUGAAGGUUCUGGACUUGCAUCUCAAAGAUGCACUUAAUAACAAAUUAGGUUUCAAUUACAUUUGUUGAGAUCAUAUAUAUUAUUAGUGUUGUACACAAGAGUUUGAAAUUUGAGCAGGAAUGCAUACUGCCAUAAUUACUUUCGAAUUAGGUAUCAGGUUAAGUACAAUGUGGAGAGAAAGGAAGAAAAGCAGAGAAUGAUUUUUGUUUGGUAGUAUUGAACUUAUUGUGCCUCUGGUUAUUAGUACCAUUAUUAUUCAAAAGUAGCUAGAGACAGAAUUCUUUUAAAAUAGUAUGAAUUCUUUUUGGUCAAUAAAUCCUAUUCUAAUGUACUUAAAAUUGUGUCAUCUUUAGCCCACAUAGAAAUCAGCUACACAGGGACCAAUCGUGUCAUCCAUAUGGGCAGCAAGGUUCAGAGUGGAUGUUUAAUAAUUGUUUGACUUCUAUUGUUGCAGUUCUUAAGUUAAUCUUGUACCGUGUUAAUGAAAAGGUGACUUAAUGGAUUCAUACCUUCCCUUAUUCAGUAACUAUUUUUCGUUGGAUUUUGUUUGGUAUUACAUGCUAGGUGCACAGCUGGUUUUUCUUCUCCUCAAUAUCCCUUAUGGUGUCAGCUGUUAAGAAUCAUACAGUUGCUUCCAGUUAAGCAGUCUUCCAUUUGAAGAUUUUAUAGAUACAUAUUAUUAGAGAGUAAAAGAUUCUCUUUCUGUUAAUAUUAGAAGUAAAUUUAUUUGUCUUUAAUUGUCUAUGUAAGCUACCUGAAGGUAGACAGUAGUGAACUAACAUUCUCAGAACUAAAAGCUUAUCUUGAUGAAGGUAAAGGCUGGAGAAUGAUGAAAAUAUCUGUAUCAAUAUUGUGGAUACAGAAAGAGAUAAUAAGUCACUUAGAAUUGCAUUCCAAAUAAAAAAGUAAGUACUCUGCGUAAUGCAUACGAAUGUGGGAGGUGUAUAAAUCAGUGUCCUAGAAAUGAUGGUGGUUGUGGUAAGAAAAAUCUUUAACUAUUGAACAGAUUGAGGGGAGUGGGUGGAGGAGGUGUUCGGAAAAAGGCAACAAAAAAUUUAUUAUAUAUGAUAACAAAAUGAAAGAGAAGUAAGGUGGCCAAGGCAUAAAACUUUGAGGUUUUCAUGAUGUAUUUGUUAUACAAGAGACCAUUGGUGAACUUUUUACAAUAAAUCAUAUAAAAUUCUCAAUUUAUAGAGAUUACAUGUUAAAAAUUGACCAAGACAAUUGGAUACAGUGAAGUACAAUAUCAGAAACAUCCAUUGUAAAAGAUCUCACUUCAGACUUAAAAGCAACUGUAUUUAAAGACAGGGAGACAAUUGUAAAUCUGUGUAAGUUGUGGCUGGUACUUGAGCAAGAAUGGUUUGCGCAUUACCUGUAAGCUUGAAUUGUUGGCACCUACAAUUUCUGAUGUUUCAUUGUUUUCUCAAAAAUGUUGACCAUCAUGUACUUAUUAACACUUAACAGUGUCUUCUUCAGAGGUGAUGUAGAUAGUAUUAGAGAAAUGAGCUGACAAGUUUCCUUUUCUUCUUAUGGAAUAAGUAUGAGAUAAAAAGGACUUCAAACUUUUGUAUCAUGAAAUACAAAUAUGAACUUGUAUUAAUUGGUUAUCGUUUCUCUCUCUCUCUCUCUCUCUCUCUCUCUCUCUCUCUGUGUGUGUGUGUGUGUGUGUGUGUGUGUGUGUGUGUGUGUGUGUGUGUGUGUGUUUUUUUUUUUUUUCUGAGUCCUUUACUUUGACUUUCUUCUUUUAUGUCUAAUUUGUUGAUAGUUAUUAUGCAAACAAAUCCUGCCACAUAGUUAGUAGGCUUUAAUUUUAUUUUUGCAGAUUCUGCAGGGUAGUUGUAGUUAUUUCACUGAUUUUCUUUAAAGAAAGCAGAACGUAAUCUUAUCUUUCAAGGGCCGUGAUGUGAUUGUGCAUAUUAUAAGUAGAAACUAGGGACAUCACUGUUGGUUGAAAAGAAGUAGUAAGUGUUUUUUUACAAAAUUGAGUUCUAACACACAUAAUUAGUUAUUGACUGAUCAACUUUUGAUAAUCUUAUGAAUGAGUUCAUGUUUUAUGAAAUAUAUAAUGCACUAUUCAAAGAAAAAGGAAUCCAGAGAAGUUUGCCCCUGUUUGAUUUUGUAUGUUUAUCUGUUCAUCUGCCAAAGUACUUUCCCUCCCCCCCCCCCCCCCCCUCCGCCUCCCCCUCCCCCCGUUGCAGUCUGUCGUCGCCUCCUUCAGUCUAUUGUGUAUAGAUGCAGAAGUUCACAUCUCACACACACUCUUACUUUCAGUAAUUAAUUACAUAAUGCAGCUUACAUGCUUCUUCACCUCUGUAGUAAUAAAAUUUUAAACGCCAUUGCUUGAUAAACAUUCCAUUUCGAAAAUUUUGGUGUCAUAAUCUUGUUUGGAUGGAGCUGGAUUCAGAGUAAUACUAUUUUUCACCAAAAAGGAUUGUUUUUCAUAGUUCUUUAGUUUAAAACCACUGGUGGCACAUCAGAGUUACCUAAAUGGGCGAAUCGUGCCCGAGUGACUGACCGCCGUCUCGUCCUCUUCCAGUGGUGAUGUUGGAUGCUAUGUAGAGGGACGUGGUCAGCUUGGUACUCUCCUGGUCAUUGUUGGUUUCUUGAUUUUGGAAAUGCUACUAAUUGGCUUAGUAACUCCACAGUUGGCCUUAAGAGACUGAGUGAAUCUUGUACCAGUCCUCCCAUCAAGGAAAAAUCCCUGGCAGUAUCAGGAAUCUAAACUGGGCCCCUCUGCAUGGGAGGCUGCCAUGCUGACCAUUUGACUACGGAGGGACACGUUAGAGUAGCCAUUGUAAAUUCAUGCUGUUUUUAAGAUUUAAUAGUCUUAAUUCUCUUUGCGUGGUCUUUUUUGUCAUUACAUAGUUCCACAUUUAAUUUUAUUCUUGAAUAAUUAGAUGCUGUUUAAAUAAAAUCUGUCGGGUUCUUACACCAGCAGAGAGUAUGCUGAAUAGAAAUUUGUCGGUGUAAACAAUUUUACAUUAUCUUACAAUGGACAGCAAAUGAAUUAUUACUGUUUAGUUUUCACAUGGGUAUUAUUUCCAAUAACAUUAUCCAAUGUCUUAAAUGUCUUCUUUCACCUCUAGUGGUUUUCUUUUUGGGAGAGAAUAUUGGCUGUAGCCUCCUAUGCUAAAAUUUUUAAGCUGGAUUGGUACUGAUUAUUUAUGGUUGCCUUCAGAUUGGUGCAUUCAUCUGUCAACAGUUCACUCAGUCUGGAUGAAUGCCUUAUGGUUUUAAUUGCACCAUAUUGCAAUCACUAAAUAUAUGCAGCUUUCUGAGUGAUGUAAAAUAUUUGUAUAAUAAAUAGCCUUGACCCUCAAAUGAUGGGGUCAGAAAUUGUUGCAGUUGGGGAAUAAUUAAAAUGUAGAAAGGUAGUUAUUUAAUUGCAGCUUUUAUGAAUUCAGCAGUUUUAAAUCUUAUCACCUCGUUACAAUUAUAGAAUUGCCUUUACGACUACAGAUGCCUAGUUAACAUGAUAGUAGAUUUCCAAGUGGAAUUUUUUCCGAGGAAGUGCUGAGAUACAUUUCUAGUUAUCAAAGUUUAAUUUCCUUUUUAGGCUUACUUAUGAGGCCACAAUAUUUUGUGUUCAAUGAUAUUGCUGUCUUACAAAAAUUAAUGUUCACUUUCUUUUUAAGUUAGUUUACUUUUGAUGUAAACAUAUCUGGUUCGCUUUAUGAAAAUGACAGUGUUAACAUUUACAGUGUAAGCAUUUAUAAAGGACAUAGACCAAGCUCAUUCAUUUAUAGCAUUGCCAAGCUUUGGCAUAACCAUUGUGACAUAUUGCACAAAACUGGAUGUUUUUCUCAUCUCAAACUGAAUAUCUGGAAAAAAUAUAUAAAGUACUUCAGAAGUGUACUUAUGUAGACAUGCUGUAGAUGUCGGGUACUAAUUGUCCUUCAUUUGUGAAACUUUGUGCUGUGUGUUUGUAAAUGUUUACACUCCAUAAUACCAAGUGGAAUGUUCUGAAGCAAGAAUCUGAGAAAACUAAAUUUUUGUAAUUCAGAAAUUUUUGGUAUUAUUUUGUUUUGCAAAUUUGAAACAAUAAAUUUAAAGCACAUACUUUCACUGUAUUCCACAUUGCUAGUGUCAUUGUUGUUAUUUAUCUUUAAGGGAAAUUCCAACUAAAUGACAUUAUCCAUUAUUUAAUCAGAGAAAGAGUAUUAAGUUGAUGGUAUAUGAGACUUCCUUCCAGUACAUAUUAAAGACAUUUCCACCACAAUGCAACUAUUUCAUCUGCUGUGAUUGUAACUAAGAAAGGGCAUUCAAAAUGAAAACUUAUCUAUUAGAGGACUGUAAUAUAAAACUAUUAUUGUUAAGAACAUGGAAAUUAUUUCAUGCUCAUAAUUAUUAUAGUGUGUUAAAGGUUCAGUUAAGUUUCCAUUAUAGGCAGAAAUUACUUGUUGCUGGAGAUAGUAGUGCUACAGUAUUCAGUUAUUUGUCAUUACUCAUAUAUUUUGGAGCCAGCUUUUUGCAAAAUUGUACAACCAGAAGUGCUCAAGAAUAUAAUCAACACAGUUCAAGCAAUAAAGGCUAAUGUGAAAUGGAAGGAAUAUAGACAGUGAUUAUUUUGAAUUAUUCAAAUGUUAGUGUAACAUACAUUUUCAUGCAUUUUACAACUCAAACACACUGCUGCAGUCACCUCUUUACACCUGAAACAAUCAGUGCCUAUAUUUUGAGUCCUGUGAGUGAAGUAUGUUGUGGUAUACCUCAGUUUCAUGUUAAUUCUUUCAUAUCUUCCCAUGGAAAAAAAUAGUGCUGUCUAUUUUAAUUUUACAUGUGACCUUUGAUUAGCCACUGUUCUUUACCAAAAAAAAUUAUACAUUUUAUUAGAUUCCUGCGGUGUUAAUAUAUACUAUGUUUCAAUAUGUAAAUAUAUCUUUCUCUUCCACUAAACAUUGUAACGGAGUAGAGAAAAAUGCUGUAUAGUAAUAUUUAUGAUUUGUACAGUAUGUGAUCUUUAUGCUUUUAUAUAUUAUCAGUUUAUUAUUUUUUACUAGAUAGAAAAUCAUUCCUCAUCGUCUUUUGCACCAUGAACAGAUCUGCCUGUCAUUUCAAAGGACUGAUUUUACAGCAGAUUGUGUGGGGUAUAAACUAUAAUCAAGAUUUUGUUCUUUGUUCCAUAAAUACUACCAUUAUCAAACUAUGUUUUAGGGUACAUUCAGUGAGCAGUUUGUGACAGGUUUGUUGAAAUGUGGUUCCUUGGACCUUAUGUUUAAAAUUGCGUUCAUUGUUACAGUUCAUCAGUUACUGUUUGAUUGCAAAAUAUUCUUACUGGCAAGAUACUUCAUUCAAACUUUGUUGAAUGAUCAUUCCAAUUUGCUCGUGUUCACCUGUCAUUUGAAAUGUUAUUAGUAAAUGAUGCCAUCAGAAUUUGUCAGGAUUGCUUCAUUACAACUUCUGUAAGUUCAAAUUAGUCACAGAAAGUUAUUGGCUGUGAGAAUAAUUGUUUAUUGCAUACCCUUGUUACAUGUUACAAAUAAUGUAAGGAAGUUCAUAAUUUACACUUAAGUGGGUAUUUUUGUUAAACAUUUUUUUGCCUUUUUAACUAAAUAACAGACAAUUUCCCACAGAACAGUAAACAUUCUGUGAGGUAAAUGAUACACCAGAGGCUGUAGAAAUUUGAGCAUAUCGCAAAAGAAUAUAUUAUUGUGUGACACACAGCACCUAGAAGAAAUGUGAAAGAAAUACUUUGUUUCGUAUUCGUGGUGUUUAUGGCACUAUAAAGUGAUUCCAUUCAUUGCUGAGAUAGGGAGUGAGGAAUGAUGUUUUUGAAGUCGUUGACUCCCACUUGGACAUUCAGUGACAUGGAUGACACCAUGCCUUAGCCAAACGCUUAAUGGCACAGUUUAUACAAUGCCACUCUCCCUGACAUUUUCUUUUUUGGAAAGUGAAUUGGUCAGUGUGCAGUGUUUUUACAUGUUGCGACUGUGUAAUAUAUGUGAAUGUGUGGUCAAAUAAUAUGUUAAUAUGUCCCACUGUCUGUCAAUACUUUUCACGUUGGACAUUUCCUUUUCUUCCCACAGUUUGUCAGACUGAAACUGAAAAUAUUUGUAGGCAUAAAAUCAGAACAACAUUUAAAAAAUGAUAAUUCAAAUUUGAAUAAACAUAUAAAUAUUCAUAAAUGUAAUGUUCACCAAUAGUAUAAACCAUGGUCACUUGUGUAGAGUCCGCUCCCAGUAGCUGAGUCAUCAGAAUUUCAAUCCUAAGGGCCCGGGUUCGAUUCCCAGCUGGGUUGGAGAUUUUCUCCGCUCAGGGACUAAGUGUUGUGUUGUUCUAAUCAUCAUUAUUUCAUCCCCCUCAACGCGCAAGUCGCCGUAGUGGAGUCAAAUCGAAAGACUUGCACCCAGCAAGUGAUCUACCCGAUGGGAGGCCCUAGUCACAUGACAUUUACAUUUUACUUGUGCAGAAGUUGCAGAGAUGUAUGUUGAACUCCUAAAAGCAUAGUUAUUUUUACUGGAGUUAAGGGUUAAAGGACAGAAAAGAGAUGACAGAUAAUCAGUCAGAAUCUGAUGUUUUGUUCUCAUACUAUCUGUAAUUUGUGCCUUCUAUCUUCAUCUCCUUAGUAUAUAAACAAAUGCUUCUUUGGUUAAAGAGAUGUUGAGUAACUAUUUAAUUUUUCCUUUAUAUACUUGAUUGUGGGUUCUGCUGUUGGUGAAUAUUGCCCUUUGAUUUGUCUAUUCAUAUUUGAAAAUAUUUGUAGGUUGUUAUAUAGGUAUUUCAUGAGUUCACAUUUGGGAAAUGUGAAAAAUAACAUUUGAAUCAAUUUCUAUGAUUCAUCUAUUAUAUGAUUUUGGAAGUACCACUCAUCCUUUAUUAUUUAACUUUCUUUUUCCACAAUUUGAAUUAUAUAUUUUGGGUGCUUUUUAGUAGAUUCACCAAGAUAGAUCUGCAGUGAAGGUAAUAGUGUACCCUUAAAGUCUUUCAUUAUGUGUAAUAUUAUUUAAGAAAUAUGUUUGGAAGUGAUGUAAACAUAAUAAUGUGGUGAUCUGUCUUGCUUCCAUUACUGCAGCAGAAUAUCAAGAAUUUUGUAUGAUAGUUUUUUUUAUAUAUAAAAUAGUCACAGCAUUUGGUUCAAGUGCUUGCAGUUUACACAUUUCUCUUUAAACUAUUCUAAACAUUUUUACAGUAUUUUAAUUCAGAUAUAAGUACUAUGUGCACAGUAAAACACAACUAAGAACUCUAAUAAAAUAUAUAUUGUUAUUACAUCAGUGAUGUUUUACUUGUACAAGUAUUUUAUUUAAAAUAGUUGUAAGGAAAAACAUGUUAAAGGAUUGAUGAUUUGUAAGCUGUAGAAUAAUUUGUGUAUUUCAUAUUUUCAUAACCAAAAUGUGUACCAUGAAGCAUUUUCAUACAAAAAAGGAGAAAAAGGCAGACUGGAAACCCAUUUAAGGGUGAGCAUCAGUGUAGGAACUCAGUUGUGUAAUAUAAAAAUCAAUAAAAUGUUGUAUAAAACAUCA